CGGGCUGUCACUUGGGUCACAGCACAUCACUCUGGAACCCGUUAACUUCUCCAUUUAUUUAUGGAACCCGAGCGGGUAUAAGUAUAAUCGAUUUAGAGCAAACGUUAAUUUAUUUACGUCGUGCAUGUAAAGUUACUCGUGAAAUAUCAUUUCGCGGUGGAAUCAUUUUGUUUAUUGGUACUAGACCUGGGAUAUUUAGUAAAGUGACAAUUGAGGCGGCAAAACGCGCCGAAGCGUAUCAGGUUUCGAAACGGUGGAUUCCCGGUACAAUCACAAAUUCGUCUCAGGUUCUCAGAAAAAUGUUGCUCGAGGAACAAGAAACGAGGAUGACAUUGAAUCGAGAUUCGAAACAGCAACAACAGGAGGUUCUAAAAGCAUUCAAACCCGAUUUAAUGAUUAUCUUGAAUCCUAUCGAGAAUCAGAUUGCCAUCGCUGAAGCACAUUCUGCUAAUAUACCUACAAUCGGGAUUGUGGACAGCGAUUUUGAUCCAGGACGUGUUAGUUAUCCGAUACCUGCAAAUGAUGAUAGUGUCAGAAGUGUGGAUCUGAUUGCAGGUGUAUUAAGUGUUGCCGCAAAAGACGGGCUUAAUCAUCGACGAAAGAUCGAGGGUGAUAUUGAGCAAAAGAAACAGCAAGAAAUUAAGCAGAAAGGAGUUGGAAAUUGGAACAAGUUACUUUAUCAAAAAGUUUAA
Molecule: messenger RNA, 692 nt
Organism: Ambispora gerdemannii
Lineage: Eukaryota; Fungi; Glomeromycota; Glomeromycetes; Archaeosporales; Ambisporaceae
Source: the annotation of a GenBank genome assembly